Molecule: messenger RNA, 584 nt
Organism: Paramecium octaurelia
Lineage: Eukaryota; Ciliophora; Oligohymenophorea; Peniculida; Parameciidae
Source: the annotation of a GenBank genome assembly
AUGGAUUCUCAAUCUCUAUCUUUAUUCAAGAAGAAACAACAAAGAGAAAUAUCAUAGGCACUGUUAUACGAAAGAUAAGUUAGAGAAAAAGAACUACAAAAAAGCUAAAUUGUUUUGAAAUCUUGUGAAAGAAUGUCAUUGAUUACUGAUAGAUAACUAUAGAAAUUAAAAUAAAGCCAAAUAUCCACAGUUAAGCAUCAAUAAAAUGAGCCUAGAUUUAAAUCCUUAGAGAGCGAUGCAAUUCAUAUAAGGUAAUUCGAUCUUUCUGCAGCUCUAGGCCGAAAUUAGAGUUGGACUAAGAAGCAUAUGAUAGAUGGAUGAAAUUUCAAAAAAGAUAAUUAAAUAGAAUAUAGACAGAAAAGUUGAGGAAAUUUGAGUUGAAAAUUGAAAGAGGAGAAAAAAUAAAAAUGAUGAAAGAAUUAGAAUAAAAAAAUAAAUAAAAAUUAAGAAUUGAAACAAACAUCUAAAAAGAGAAAAUUCACGAUGCAUAUACUCAAAGGCUUUAUGUAAAUAUUCUGAUAUAGCUUUUUAAUUUAGAAAUUGCAGAAAAAAGUAUACGCAAAGUCAAUCAAAUUUGUUUGACC